GUUAAAUGGCCAAACUCAACGGUAAACGAAUCACAUGAUUACUCCUUCAAUUACGAGCCUUUGAUCAUAAGGCCCAUUCUGAAUUAUUUUGGCAUCAUUAUCUAUACAUUUUUCUAGUUCUUUACCAAUUUUUGUGAGUCAACCAAACAAAGUAAUUAAUAUACAUUCAAUUUGGUAAUGGCCAAAAAUAUGAUAAGAGAGACCUGAAAACUCGGUAUAACACGAUACAAAAAAUCGACAAUAUUUGACGAUGUUUUUUUUUUUCUACCAUCUCUAUUGUUUACUUCAGCUGUUAUUUGCUUGUCUCAUUUAUUUAAAGAGAAAAAUUGGUGUAUUUACGUAUAAUGAAUAUAGAUGAAGAAUCCGAUUAUGAAGAAGAAGAAUUUUUAAUUUACGCUGACUUCAAAAAUCAACUCGGAUCGCUUGAACUGGAUGAAAAUACAGCAGUAAAAAUUAUAGGAAUUGAUAGUCAACCAAUAGCUGAAGUGAAUGGAAACAUAUUUAAAGGAACAUUUGAUUAUCCAUUGGGCACAUGUGUCUUCUUUGAAAAAGACCUUGACGCUGCACCAUCCGAUCCUUUAUUCGAAACCAGCUGCCGACAGAAGUAUAAAUAUUUCUCGAAAACAAAUAAAGUAAUAAACUUUGAACGGAUAUUUGUUGAAACCAAUUUGGAUAAAACACCUUGUGAGAAAACAAUCAUGGGUAAUAACCAGACAUCUGAAGAAAAAUGCGAUCCCACCGGAGAUGAAACGAAACACCACAAAUUAUCUGAAAAUGAUGAGCUUCGAAUACAUAAGACAUAUGACGAAGCAAUAAAACAAUUUCCACCAUAUGAAGGCGACACUUGAUUCAUUUAGUACAUGUACAAAUGUACAUAUAUGUAGUAUCUAUAUGGAAAUAAUAAAAUUCUGAUUUAAUGAUUUUUGCUAAA
This is a messenger RNA of Ceratitis capitata (Mediterranean fruit fly), 931 nucleotides long. RefSeq lists its product as uncharacterized. The record is from RefSeq and is a predicted model, not a curated record. Gene Ontology annotation, cellular component: transcription factor TFIIIC complex. Gene Ontology annotation, biological process: transcription by RNA polymerase III. The coding region runs from base 345 to 848 and encodes 167 amino acids. NCBI's taxonomy places the organism in Eukaryota, Metazoa, Arthropoda, Insecta, Diptera, Tephritidae. The transcript has 2 exons.